Molecule: messenger RNA, 4272 nt
Organism: Chlorocebus sabaeus (green monkey)
Lineage: Eukaryota; Metazoa; Chordata; Mammalia; Primates; Cercopithecidae
Gene: SMCR8
Product: SMCR8-C9orf72 complex subunit
Cellular component (GO): guanyl-nucleotide exchange factor complex
Molecular function (GO): GTPase activator activity
Source: RefSeq, a predicted model, not a curated record
CACUUUCCCCUCCUUCCCAGCAGUGGUUGGUUAAUCACACUCCUUCUUGGGGGAAGCCGCCGGACACUCCCAUCCAAGGCCUUCUCUUUCUCAUGACUUUUUUUUCUCCUGCUCGGAAGUCUACGAGGACGCUUCCGGGUCACGCGGCGCCGACACCAGGAAUCAUGUGACACCAAGAUGGCGGCGCCGCGGUAGCUGAAUCCGGGUUGUGGCGUCCUAGGAGCCGCGACGGUUUCUGCCCUCGGGCAGUGAGGGGCGGCAGCGCUUGGCUGACCCCUGCGGCGUCCCGUAGCCUCGCGUUAAGCCUGGUUCACAGCGAGGGCUGUUGCUUGUCGCCGUGGGUUCCAGGGAGUGCAGGUGACCUCGCUGCAGGUUUCUUGUGCUGGCCGCGCUCGCCGGAGGAAGAAAAGAAGGGCAUUUGGGCCUGCGGCCUUGGCGUUCAUGAGGCCUCCGAGAGCUCCAGAGGAGCUACAACUCCGAGGGGGCGGCUAGAGUUCGAGUCCUUGGGUGUGUGAGAAGCAGCCUCGGACCCCGGGUUCGGGGAGUCUCAAAGAAGGCGGUAAGGGCUUCGCUUCCUUCUCCGGAGGCCUGCCUUCUGCGCGUCGAUUAACCCCGCAUUCUUUCCCACUUCCUCUCAAUGUUUUCUUCAUACAUCUGGAAAUAUGAUCAGCGCCCCUGACGUAGUGGCCUUCACUAAAGAGGAAGAAUAUGAGGAAGAGCCUUACAAUGAGCCGGCCCUGCCUGAGGAGUACUCGGUGCCGCUCUUCCCCUUCGCCAACCAGGGUGCUAACCCCUGGUCAAAACUGUCUGGGGCCAAGUUUUCGAGGGACUUCAUUCUUAUUUCCGAGUUUUCUGAGCAGGUGGGACCCCAACCGUUACUGACCAUCCCCAAUGACACCAAAGUUUUUGGCACUUUUGAUCUCAAUUACUUCUCCCUGCGUAUCAUGUCGGUGGAUUACCAGGCUUCCUUCGUGGGCCAUCCUCCUGGAUCUGCCUACCCCAAGCUGAACUUCGUGGAGGACUCCAAGGUGGUGCUGGGAGAUUCCAAGGAGGGAGCCUUUGCAUACGUGCACCACCUUACCCUAUACGACCUGGAGGCCCGUGGCUUCGUGAGGCCUUUUUGCAUGGCUUAUAUCUCUGCAGACCAGCAUAAAAUCAUGCAGCAGUUCCAGGAGCUUUCAGCCGAAUUUUCCAGAGCUUCUGAGUGCUUGAAAACUGGCAACAGGAAAGCAUUUGCUGGGGAACUUGAAAAAAAGCUGAAAGACUUGGAUUACACCAGGACAGUGCUGCACACAGAAACGGAGAUCCAGAAGAAAGCCAACGACAAAGGCUUUUACUCAUCUCAGGCAAUUGAGAAAGCCAACGAACUGGCCAGUGUGGAGAAGUCCAUCAUUGAACAUCAAGACCUGCUGAAGCAGAUCCGCUCAUACCCUCAUCGGAAGUUGAAGGGGUGUGAUUUGUGUCCUGGUGAGAUGGAGCACAUCCAGGAUCAGGCCAGCCAGGCAUCCACUACCUCUAACCCUGAUGAGUCUGCCGACACAGACCUUUACACCUGCAGACCAGCCUACACCCCAAAACUUAUCAAAGCAAAGUCCACGAAGUGUUUUGACAAGAAGUUGAAGACCUUAGAGGAGCUCUGUGACACUGAAUAUUUCACCCAGACCCUGACUCAGCUCAGCCACAUUGAACACAUGUUCAGAGGAGACCUGUGUUACCUCCUGACCAGUCAGAUUGAUAGAGCACUUCUAAAACAACAGCACAUAACAAACUUUCUCUUUGAAGACUUUGUGGAGGUUGAUGACAGGAUGGUGGAGAAGCAAGAAAGCAUACCCUCUAAGCCCAGUCAAGACAGGCCGCCUUCCAGGUCUCUAGAAGAAUGCCCAAUUCCUAAAGUAUUAAUUAGUGUUGGUUCUUACAAGUCCAGUGUGGAGUCUGUGCUGAUCAAGAUGGAGCAGGAACUGGGAGAUGAGGAGUACAAGGAAGUGGAGGUGACGGAGUUGAGCAGUUUUGACCCCCAGGAAAACUUGGACUACCUGGAUAUGGAUAUGAAAGGGAGUAUCAGCAGUGGUGAAAGCAUUGAAGUUUUGGGCACGGAGAAAUCCACGUCUGUGCUUUCUAAGUCUGACAGCCAGGCCAGCCUCACGGUACCAUUGAGCCCCCAGGUAGUCCGGAGCAAAGCAGUCAGCCACAGGACCAUCAGCGAGGACAGUAUUGAAGUCCUCAGUACCUGCCCCUCUGAGGCCCUCAUCCCUGAUGACUUUAAGGCCAGCUACCCAAGUGCCAUUAAUGAAGAAGAAUCAUAUCCAGAUGGCAAUGAGGGAGCCAUCCACUUCCAGGCAAGCAUUAGUCCUCCGGAGCUGGGUGAGAUGGAGGAGGGCAGCAUGGAAAACACCCCAUCACAAAUAGACUCCUGCUGUAUUGGGAAGGAGAGCGACGGUCAGCUGCUGCUGCCCUCCAGUCCAGCCCACACACACUCUGACGAGGAUGGAGUGGUGAGCAGCCCCCCACAGCGCCACAGGCAGAAGGACCAGGGGUUCCGUGUAGACUUUUCAAUGGAAAAUGCCAGCCCUUCUUCCCGAGACGACAGUUGUGAAGGGUUUCCCGCUUAUGAGCUGGACCCAAGCCACCUGCUGGCUAGCCGGGACAUCAGUAAGACCAGCCUGGAUAACUACUCAGACACCACCAGCUAUGUGAGCAGUGUAGCUUCCACCAGCUCGGACAGGAUCCCUUCUGCUUAUCCUGCUAGCCCGUCUUCCGAUAGGCAUAAAAAGAGGGCUGGCCAGAACGCCUUAAAAUUCAUCCGCCAGUACCCCUUUGCCCACCCAGCCAUCUACUCCCUGCUCAGCGGGAGGACACUUGUGGUCCUGGGGGAAGAUGAGGCCAUAGUCAGGAAGCUUGUGACUGCACUGGCUAUCUUUGUCCCCAGCUAUGGCUGCUACGCUAAGCCCGUGAAACAUUGGGCCUCCUCCCCUUUGCACAUUAUGGAUUUUCAGAAGUGGAAGCUUAUUGGCUUGCAGAGAGUGGCCUCCCCUGCCGGUGCCGGUACCCUUCAUGCCCUGAGUCGCUACAGCCGCUACACGAGCAUCCUGGACCUUGACAACAAAACCCUGCGCUGCCCCCUUUACAGAGGCACCCUAGUGCCCCGCCUGGCAGACCACCGCACACAGAUCAAGCGGGGCAGCACCUACUACCUGCAUGUCCAGAGCAUGCUCACUCAGCUCUGCUCCAAGGCCUUCCUCUACACCUUCUGCCACCACCUGCACCUGCCUACGCACGACAAGGAGACAGAGGAGCUGCUAGCCAGCCGCCAGGCGAGCUUCCUGAAGCUGACCCUGGGUCUGGUGAAUGAGGAUGUCAGGGUGGUCCAGUACCUGGCUGAGCUGCUGAAGCUGCACUACAUGCAGGAAUCUCCAGGGACCAGCCACCCCAUGCUCAGGUUUGACUAUGUCCCCAGCUUUUUGUAUAAAAUCUGAGGUCGGUCCCAGCCACUGUGACCAAGACCUGUGACUCAGGGUAUGGGGAGGGGAGGGGUUGGCAUGACCAAACAGUUGCCUGAACUGGACUGUUGAGGUUUCUGGUGUCUGGCAGCAUGGUUCCCACGUGGCUCCUGGUAGUUUUCAAGUUGGACGUGGGCAGAAGUGGAGCCUGUGUCCCUCUAAAGGCGUCUGGAGGGAUGGUGACAGCUACAUUCGGCUCCCUGGUGAAGAGAGGCCCCUGGUUGUAGAGGGGGCCUUGGUUUUCUGAGGACUGGCAGCCAGGGCAGAAGGGAAGCCACCAGUCCCUUGGUGGGGUAGGGUGAGGGCAGGAAGGCCAAAACCUGAUGGGAGGAGCACACUGACCAUAUUCAGCAUUGCCGGACACUUGAGUGGCAAAAUGAGCGAGGGCGGCAGCUUGGUAACUGUUGUGGUUUGAUGGAAAACAGGAGGGCAGAACGCCCAUCACCUCCUUCAGACCCAGAUGCAGACCUUUAUUUGCCUCCUGGAGCCUGCUGUCCCAGGGGAGGCCCUGGACCAGCCAGUGGGAGGGAGAAAGGCUGCCACCCUUUGGGUUGUGGGAAACAUGCAGCCUUGGCCUCAGGGCCACAGAGCGUGAGCAGCACCCUGUACCCUGUCCUCACCACCUUUACCUGGGAGAGAAAUGCCUGUGAGCGGGCCUUGGGACUCACCCACUACGCUCUUUCGCCAGGAACGAGCAGAGCGUUCCCUAGUCCCAGUGUGAAGCGGGCACAAGUGACCAAAGCCAAUGGUGAGGACCUGGGGGCUGGAGAGCACA